CUCCUGCUCCGAGGACUGCACUUCGUGUGUGUGCGUGAUUUGCAUAUAUGCAGGCCAAGUCGAGCAGCAGCAGCCGCAGCCGCAGCAACAACAAGUGCAACCAAAACAAAGAUGCUGCGCUCCUGACACUGAAACCCGCACAAGGCCAAUCGACGAAAUCAGGCCACGCACACGAAUCCCGACACGCUGGCGGUGGCGGUGGCGAUGGCGAUGACGAUGGCGAUGGAGAUGACGUAGCGCUGCGAUGCGAUGCCCCCGGCAAUCGGCUUACCACAGCCUACUACAGCAGGCCGACUUCCCCGGAUCCGGAGACACUCCCACUCCCAGUUCCACUCGAUCUCCCACUCUUAUUGCCAAACAUCAUCCAAACCCGGGAGCAGAGGUAACUGCACUCAGGCGUACACGGAGCACAAAUUCUAGUUAACAAUUUUUAAGGAUAUGUCAUAUGCUCGCUGCAGUUACCUUAAGCAUUUCGAAAUAUCAUUUGAAAUUCAAAUAGGUUACAAUGGCACUCAA
Molecule: messenger RNA, 516 nt
Organism: Drosophila erecta
Lineage: Eukaryota; Metazoa; Arthropoda; Insecta; Diptera; Drosophilidae
Exons: 1
Coding region: 48-386 (112 amino acids)
Source: RefSeq, a predicted model, not a curated record